AACAAAGCAGAAAGCAUGGAGACCGUCCGAGGGGCUGAACGGCGACGGCGGCAAAGAGACGGCUGACGGGCGCACAGAACACGCUCUGACCUCCCCUGGUGACGGGAUCUGUAUGGGAAUCGUCCUCCAGGUGGAGUUCCUGUGGGCCCCUUAUCUUUUCUUGUAAAUCGGUAAUCUUCAGUGUAUGUAUACUUUUCUCCAUACUAAAAAGGAGAAGCUGGUUAGAAGGUCCUUGGAGAACAAGAACACACAUUUAGGCCUAAGUCUGGAAGAUACUGACUUUGAAAUGCCUCAGCCAAGUGUUAGUGGAAUGGAUCCUCUUUUUGGGGAAGCCUUUCGCAGCCCAGCAUUUGCUGAGCAGACUUUAAUGAGCACAGAACUUCUGGCUAGCAGCUCAGACCCAGACUUCAUGUACGAAUUGGAUCGAGAUUUGGGUUACCAGCAGAGCCCAACAGAUAAUUUCCUAAUGGCGGAAGACUGCAGAAAUUUGGAGUCCUUGGAGUCCUUUGCUGACAUCCUGGGGAGUAGUCCAUCCCCUUCUUCUCACUGGGAGCAGUGGGACACUUAUUGUGAGGAUCUAACAAAGUAUACAAAGCUAACAAGUUAUGAUAUAUGGGGCACAAAAGAGGUGGAUUACCUUGGCUUGGAUGACUUUUCAAGUCCUUAUCAAGAUGAGGAGGUCAUCAGCAAAACACCCACACUUGCUCAACUUAACAGUGAGGAUUCACAGUCAGUGGUUGACUCCUUUUGUUGUACAGAAGGCUUGUUAGGAACGAAAGCCACACUUCUUCCAGGUAAGAAGGUGGCAUCGGCAAGGGUAACUGCUCCACUUAGCGCAUCUAAGACUUCUCCAACUGACAUGGCUUUGGCUGAUUGCUCCCUAAAAGCUGCCAAGGCAACUAUAAGUACACAGAUGGCAGCAAAGACUAAUAUUUCUUGUCAGGAGAAGAUCAAUAUUCAUGUGGAAUGCAAGGACUAUGUAAAAAAAGCCAAGGUGAAGAUCAGCACGGUACUUCCCACCCGACCGACAAGCACGGUGGUUGCACUAGACGCAGCCAAAGAAAACACCUGUUUUUGUGGAGCAAUGGCCAAAAAACAGGAAAGGACAAUAGAUGAGACUUCAUUAGGCCGGAAAACCUGUGCCAUCUUGCCUUUCAGAGAGACUCAAAAGCUAUUUUGCCCACCUCAGAAUGUGGUGACAGUUGGCACCAUAGAAGGGAAUGUUACUGUAUCAGCUUCUGUUUCUGACCCCUCGCAAAAGGAGGAACACAACUACUCGCUUUUUGUCUCAGAGGGGCUUACAGAAUCUGUUAAGAGUGAAGGACCACAGGAUGAAGAGGAAGAAGAUGAUGAGGAAGUUGAUUUGGAUGAAGAAGAUCAUGAUGAGGGUUUUGGUAGUGAGCAUGAACUCUCUGAAAAUGAUGAGGAGGAGGAAGAAGAAGAAGAGGAAGAAGACUUUGAGGAUGAUAAGGAUGACAUUAGUGACACCUUCUCUGAACAAGGUUAUGAAAAUGAUUCAGUUGAUGACUUAAAAGGGAUAACUGCUGUGUCAUCGAGAAAACGAGGAAAACGGCGGUACUUUUGGGAGUACAGUGAGCAGGUAUUGCCGUCUCAACAAGAAGGAAUACUGAGACCAUCUGAGUGGAACAGAGAAACUCUGCCUAGUAAUAUGUACCAGAAAAAUGGUCUGCAUCAUGGAAAAUAUACUGUGAAGAAGUCUCGCAGAACAGAUGUGGAAGAUCUAACUCCCAACCCCAAAAAACUUGUGCAGAUUGGAGGAGAGUUACGUAAACUUAACAAAGUCAUUAGUGACUUGACUCCUGUGUCUGAGCUUCCUGUAACCGCCAGGCCUCGCUCUCGAAAAGAAAAAAACAAAUUGGCUUCAAGAGCUUGUCGGCUAAAGAAAAAGGCACAGUAUGAAGCUAAUAAAGUAAAGCUGUGGGGCCUGAAUACAGAAUACGAUAAUUUGCUGUUUGUGAUCAAUUCAAUCAAGCAAGAGAUCAUGGCUCGUCUGCAGAUCCCCUGGGAGGAAUGGUCAGCAAGCAUGGAACAGAAACUGGAUAACCUUAUCAAGGAUACACUUGGUUCGUCAGUAGCAGGCCAGACAUCUGAAUUUGUAAAUCAGGUUCUGGAGAAAACUUCAGAGGGAGAUCCCACUGGUGGCCUAGUGGGACUCCGUAUCCCCACUUCAAAGGUGUGACGCCUUUUCUUCGCAGCCAGUGCUGAUGCUUCAUCAUCCCAUGUCUUCUACGAAGUCUGCACUAAAAACUCCCUUCGAUUUUUGCAUGUAUAUCCUCUCACCAUCUGUUAUGAUUAUAUUUAGCAGGUUUGUUGGGUGGAAUAAGCAAACUGACAGGUGCGAGAACCCAUUGCAUGGAACUCUGUGUUAUCACAAUGUCUGGCUGUUAGUGGCUGUUUGUUCAUAGAGUACUGUUGGCAACAAUUCUAUCAUUGCCAGAGAGUUUAUAUAUUCAAUUUAAAUGUGCAAAAGCAUAUAGGCAACAUUUAUUGUAUUUGUAGUGUUCGUCUUAGAGUCAGAAACAGAUUUUUUUUUUUUUUCACAUAGUUUUAAGCUAAUGCCAAAAUUAGCUGGAAUAAGCUUCAGACACAAGUGAUAAUAAGCCACUAUCUGAAAUGGGAGUUAGAGACAUGAUUCCUGUUGUAAAUGUAGAACUUGGAUGCAAGUUCACUGCACAAAAUGUUGCAGUAGAAGUACAAAUGUCGACAAGUGGCUUUACAGAAAAUGUGUAUGUCGAUAAAAUAACAUUGCGAUAUCUGAUAGUUUGUCGCAAGUGGAUCUAUGAUCUUAAAAGACUUAUCUUUGUGCCUUGUAAUUUACGGAGUGAAAAAGACUCUUCUACAGCUUAAAAGCCCUUAAGGAUUUUUUUUUUGUAUGCUUUAAAACAUUAUAAGAUAUUUUAAACCUUGUAGGGUAGUGGCCUAAGAUGCAUAGUUUGGUGCAUAUUUAUGGGGUUAAGUUUAAAUGUUAAAAAAAAAAAAAAAUCCUUGUGACUUCCUCUUUUUUCCGAAUGUACAUAGGAACAUGUUGAAAAUGUAGAUAUGUGCCACAGAGUCUGUGAAUUGUAAUAGAAACAUAAAAAAG
Bufo bufo (common toad) is the source of this 3103-nucleotide messenger RNA. RefSeq names its product CREB3 regulatory factor (gene CREBRF). Gene Ontology annotation, cellular component: nucleus. The transcript is spliced from 9 exons. Gene Ontology annotation, biological process: regulation of transcription by RNA polymerase II; response to unfolded protein. Lineage: Eukaryota; Metazoa; Chordata; Amphibia; Anura; Bufonidae. The record is from RefSeq and is a predicted model, not a curated record. Gene Ontology annotation, molecular function: DNA-binding transcription factor activity, RNA polymerase II-specific; RNA polymerase II transcription regulatory region sequence-specific DNA binding. Bases 185 to 2200 code for a protein of 671 amino acids.